Molecule: messenger RNA, 1512 nt
Organism: Leishmania braziliensis MHOM/BR/75/M2904
Lineage: Eukaryota; Euglenozoa; Kinetoplastea; Trypanosomatida; Trypanosomatidae
Exons: 1
Coding region: 1-1512 (503 amino acids)
Source: RefSeq, a predicted model, not a curated record
AUGCAAAUGCGGUCGUCUUGCAUCAUCAGUGCGCUGCUGCGCACAUUAAUCGCGCAUUACUCAUCCUCGCCCACCUACACCGCAGCACGCCUCUACACCUCCAACUUUGGCAAGGCUAAAGCAGACGCCGAUCUACUGGACGCCGAGCAACCCUCUGUCGAUUCGAACGUGGCGUCAGUGUGGCCGUUAUCUUCCACCACCCCGUCGCAGCCGUCGCAGCGAUACAGACGGCGCUCUUCUGACCCGCAAACACCGCGGGAAAGGGCCGACUUUCGGCGCGACCACAAGUACGCAAAGCAUCGCCCCCUCCCAGAUGCUCCGUGGCGGCAGCUGAAGACGAAAACGUAUCUCGACGACGCGGAACGUCUAUAUGGCCGCAAAGAGACUUGGCACACCGUUGAGGACGCUGCUCUUCGGGAAAAGCUGGUUGCAAUUCUGCAGGAUUAUCUGCGUGACACCCUUGCAGCUGCGCGCCUGGAGUCCAAGGACGCCCGCAAGUACGCCUUUCUCUGCUCUACUGCAGCGAGACACUACCGCGCUCACGUAUCUUCCGGGGCCUUUGGCCUUCCAGAAGGCUUGCAGGAGUGGGCACGGAAGGUGCUAGCCAGGCGUGCCUCCACCACCACCACAAAAUCAUCCACUGCACUGUCGACGUCUCUUGACGUGCAAGAAGGUGACGCAGAUGCGGACGAGAAAUUGCGAGAAACUGGCGUCGCUUCCACACCGUGGCAUGCAGCGGCGGCAGACAAACACCACGGCAACUCUGCUUCUUCCUUCCACUCCGAGGAGGAAAAUGCUGCUGCCCAGUUUCGUGAGGCGCGUCAGCGUCGCGGUGCCGAGGCAAACCUAGCACACACCGUUGCCACGGCAGACUUGCCAGAUGCUGACAGUCGGCAUUCGCCCCACUCUGCCUUUCCUUUUCUCCGGCAGCGCGCGCUGGAGAACGAAGCCACGCUUGAUCCGUCCUUGGUGGACUGGACGGCCAAGUACUUCGCUGAGGAUGAUGCUAGAACGUUCGCAGAGCCGCCACGGCUUCGUGCGGGCAUGGUGCAGAGCGAGGAAGGUAGUGUGUCCGAUUAUGAGGCAACCGAAGACGGCCCUAAGGAGAGAGGCACCUCGCCUCUUGGGAUACUUGGUGCCACCAAAGACAGGGGACCAUCAGACUUUGCGCCGCCGGCGUCAACUGUGGCUCACCGCCCUGUCUCUCUGCACGCCCGGCACCGUCUGCAGCGCACCUUGCGUGACCACGAGAACCGUCAUCGCGCCACCUUCGACGCUGAGGGUAUCUACUACAAGGUUCGCCGACAAAGUGACGUAGAGGAGUGUGCGCCGAAGCCGCAGCAGGUGAAAGCCUCUGACCUGGAGGCGCCCGGCAGGCGGCCAGAUGUGGUGAAGGUGCCGUGGAGCGUGGCAGCCAAAGCGAAGGCACAGGGAUACUCGAGUGACACGCUACGGGCGAAGGAGCGACUGAUUCGACUCACCCGUGGUGAAGACCCCGAAACAAUUCCAUAG